Messenger RNA from Medioppia subpectinata, 2005 nucleotides. NCBI's taxonomy places the organism in Eukaryota, Metazoa, Arthropoda, Arachnida, Sarcoptiformes, Oppiidae. The record is from the annotation of a GenBank genome assembly.
AAACACACGAAAAGGAAAGGGAAAUACAGGCAAACGCAGGGGUCGUUCAUAUAUGACGUGACGUUCGGCCAUAACGUGCCAUACAUUACGUCAGGAUUUGAAAGGCGUUACGAAAAACGUGUUUUGAAAGCGAUUUCAAUACAAAACUCCAAAUAAAGUCAAAGCGUUUGCGAAACUCAUUGUCUCUUCGGAUCGCAAAUCACAUCCGCUGUCCACUACUUCUCGUCCUCUACUGUCAGUUGACAUUAAGUGUUGUUUAUUGUAUUAAAUCGUUAGCGAAUCCCAGACCUGAAGACAAAAUGCUGAACAUUCAGUCGCGUUCACUAAAUCCGGUCAAUAUCUUGAAAGGCGAGGCCGAAGAGGAGAAGGCAGAGACGGCCCGCUUGUCCUCAUUCAUCGGCGCCAUCGCUAUCGGAGAGCUCGUGAAGAGUACGUUAGGACCCAAAGGCAUGGAUAAGAUAUUGCUGUGUGAGGGACGCAAUGAGGGUCGGGUCGAAGUGACCAACGAUGGCGCCACCAUUUUGCGCUCCGUCGGUGUCGACAAUCCCGCCGCCAAGAUAUUGGUCGACAUCUCCAAAACACAAGACGACGAAGUGGGCGACGGAACCACUUCUGUGACGGUAUUGGCCGCCGAACUGUUGAAAGAGGCGGAGAAUCUGGUGAAUAUGCAUUUGCAUCCGCAGACCAUUGUCUCCGGUUGGCGAAAGUCGGUGAACGCCGCGCGCACUGCACUCGAGUCGGUGGCCGUCGAUAACAGCGCCGACACGAAGCAGUUUCAGGCGGAUCUGUUGAAUAUCGCGCGAACCACUCUGUCGUCGAAGAUUCUGUCGCAACACAAGGAGUUCUUUUCGAAAAUAGCCGUCGACGCCGUUCUUCGGCUUAAGAGUUCGGGCAAUUUGGACGCCAUUCAGAUCAUCAAAAAACUCGGCGGCACUCUAUCCGACUCCUUCCUCGACGAAGGCUUCCUAUUGGAUAAGAAGAUAGGCGUUCAUCAGCCGAAGCGCAUAGAAAAGGCCCGAAUACUGAUCGCCAACACUCCUAUGGACACCGAUAAGAUCAAAGUGUUUGGCGCCAAAGUGAAAGUGGACUCAAUUGCAAAAGUGGCCGAAAUAGAGUUGGCAGAGAAGGAGAAGAUGAAGGACAAAGUGGACCUCAUUCUCAAGCAUAACAUCAAUGUGUUCAUCAACCGACAGCUGAUCUACAACUAUCCGGAACAGCUGUUCUCGGACGCGGGUGUGAUGGCCAUCGAACACGCGGACUUCGACGGCAUUGAACGCUUAGCGCUCGUCACCGGCGGUGAGAUUGUCUCCACGUUUGGUAAUCCCGAAAAAGUGCGUUUAGGUCAGUGCGAUCUCAUCGAAGAGAUCAUGAUCGGUGAGGACAAGCUGUUGAAGUUCUCGGGCGUACCGCUGGGCGAGGCGUGUACUAUAGUGUUGAGAGGGGCCACACAGCAGAUCCUGGACGAGGCCGAGCGCUCCCUUCACGACGCCCUCUGCGUCCUCUCGCAGACUGUGAAAGAGCCGCGCGUUGUGUACGGCGGCGGUUGCACUGAGAUGCUGAUGGCCAACGCCGUGAGCCAAUUGGCCGAACAAACGCCGGGCAAAGAGUCGUUCGCGAUGGAGGCCUUCGCCAAAGCGUUGCGUCAAAUACCGACCAUUAUUGCCGACAACGGCGGCUACGACUCCGCCCAACUGCUGUCUGAGUUGCGAGCGUUUCACUCUCAGGGCAACCACACUAUGGGUCUGAACAUGUAUACGGGAACCACUGAUAACAUGCAAACCCUGGGCAUUACUGAGGCGUUUAUUGUUAAGCGUCAGGUAUUACUAUCGGCUGCAGAGGCGGCAGAAAUGAUUGUAAGAGUAGACAACAUAAUCAGAGCCGCGCCCCGACGUCGUGAGCCCGACCACAGAGGCCACUAAAAUAGGCGCCAUUCGUAUGUUUGCGACCCGUAUUUGAUUGGAUACUAAUAUUAAGGAAUACAUGUUUUUUGUAUAAAUUAUUAACC